AUGAAUAUUAUUGGGUGUAAAUGGGUGUUUCGCACGAAAAGGAAGGCUGAUGGAACUAUUGAGAGACAUAAAGCCAGGCAGCUAGAUGUUCAUAAUGCUCUUUUAAAUGGAAAUUUGACUGAAACUGUUUAUAUGAAGCAACCCCCUGGUUACAUUGAUGAUUCUGCUCUAGUUUAUCUAUUCGUUUAUGUGGAAGAUAUUCUUGUAAUGGGAAGUGACCAAACUCUAGUGACUCUUUACUGUCAAAACUACUUAUAUGAUGAUCCUACACAGUACAGGAGCCUAGCUGGAGCACUGCAAUACCUCACCAUCACACGACCUGAUUUAUCUUUUGCGGCCAAUCAGCUAUGUCAACACAUGCAUGCUCCUACAAUUUCACAUUGGGAGCAAUUAAAGAGAGUUUUGAGGUAUGUUAAGGGAACUGUCACUUUUGGUUUACGAAUCAGAAAGUCUUCUUCAAAAGAGAUUCAUGCCUUUUCUGAUUCUGAUUGGCUGGCUGUCCGGAGGAUCGAAAAUCUACAAGUGGAUUCGCUGUGUUUCUUGGCUCUAAUCUUGUGUCUUGGUCUGCAAGAAAUAAAGAACUGUUGCUAG
Ipomoea nil (Japanese morning glory) is the source of this 591-nucleotide messenger RNA. RefSeq lists its product as uncharacterized. Lineage: Eukaryota; Viridiplantae; Streptophyta; Magnoliopsida; Solanales; Convolvulaceae. The transcript is spliced from 4 exons. The record is from RefSeq and is a predicted model, not a curated record. The coding region runs from base 1 to 591 and encodes 196 amino acids.